Macrobrachium nipponense is the source of this 977-nucleotide messenger RNA. Its product is annotated as keratin-associated protein 5-7-like. The transcript is spliced from 5 exons. The record is from RefSeq and is a predicted model, not a curated record. Lineage: Eukaryota; Metazoa; Arthropoda; Malacostraca; Decapoda; Palaemonidae. The coding region runs from base 137 to 778 and encodes 213 amino acids.
GAAAGCACACUCCUCGUCGAAAGGUGUCUUGGUGAAGGCGACUUCGAGAUCUGCUCCUGAUCACUGAACUUGAUAGAGCUCAGCCUUAGCUUCGGUUUGCUUCCCGUAACUCAACUGAAAUAGAAAAAUUUUCAAGAUGCUCCGGAACUCUCUUAUUGCGUCACUACUCUUCCUCGGUUUGUUCCUGACCGAAUUGGCGGUGCCAGUACAGGGCGCCGCCGACAUAUCAGCUGGGAAUGGAACGAAGGCUGUUGCCAACAUAUCAGCUGGGAAUGGAACGAAGGCUGUUGCCAACAUAUCAGCUGGGAAUGGAACGAAGGCUGUUGCCAACAUAUCAGCUGGGAAUGGAACGAAGGCUGGUGCCAACAUAUCAGCUGGGAAUGGAACGAAGGCUGGUGCCAGAAUUGGUGAGCUCUGCACCGACAAAUAUUGCACCGACAUCAAGAAAGGAACGUGCCGAGGGGAUCUGAGUCCUUGGGCCGUCAGCUGCAAGGAGGUGGAUGAUUCGCUCUGCGGAUUUCUGUGCUUUUGCUGUGUUCCUUGUAGCGGAACCUGUGGGACGGGAGGCAGCGGCACUUGCAAAGGUACCUGCAGCUCGACAGAGGAACAUAUCGGAACCUGUCCAGGAAGGAACUGCAAAUGUUGCAGGGCCUUAAAAAAAUGCACAGCAACUAAGUGUGGGCUCAACAACUUGUACACCUGUAUCACCUCGAGCCAAUGCCUCAGCUCGAAACGGAGGCCGGGGAUUUGCGCCAGUGGAUGCCAGUGCUGCGCAUAGAUAUUUGGCUGAGGAGGGAAUAUACAGCUCCUUCUGCAGUUCCCAAAAGAUGCUCAUCGUUGGAAGGGAACGCGCUCGCACUCACCCACUUCUACACUGGAAUCUCAUAGCACAAAAUUACAACAGCCAAAAUUAGAAUUAUAUCUUAGCAUUGUUUUGUACUGAAGGAUCAGUGGAUAUUAAAUUUUUCGAUGACUGA